UCCCAAUUCUAACAACUUCCCCUACUCUUCCAUCUACCCUCACAUAAACAAAAAAAAACUCCCAAAACAAGAAAGAUCAAUUGAAUUGAGAGAAAGAUCCAAUCUUGAUAAUCUCAACAUGAGAAACUCAGAGAUUGAAGACAUGGAGGGUUCAAAGAGCCAGAAUCAGAUUGGUGAUCAAGAAAACGAGAGAGACGAAGACGAAGAUGGAAGCAACAGCAAGGCCAUGAAUGGGAACAGCUCAAGCAACAGCACAGUUGAGGAGAACAAUGGGAAGAAGGCUAGUUCCGGAUCUGUGAGGCAGUAUGUCAGAUCGAAGACUCCACGCCUCCGGUGGACCCCGGACCUCCACCUCUGCUUCGCCCACGCCGUGGAGAGGCUUGGUGGAGAAGAAAAAGCAACGCCGAAAUUGGUGCUGCAAUUAAUGAAUGUUAAAGGGCUAAGCAUUGCUCAUGUCAAGAGCCAUCUUCAGAUGUAUAGGAGCAAGAAGAUUGAUGAUCCCUAUGAAGUGAUUUCACAACAAAGAUCUCUAAUUGAUGCUGGAGAUAGACAUAUCUAUAACCUCAGCCAGCUUCCAAUGCUUCAAACCUUCAAUAAUCAGAGCUUGAGGUAUAGAGAUGUCAUCCCGGGCAGCUCAAUAACCACUAGCUGGGCAGCACCACACAUGGCCAGAAAUGGACUAUAUGAGCCAUCACCAAAUUCAUACUUAUCAAGAAAUUCUUGGAAAUUUCUUGAUCAAAAACACUUGAUGAUCAAUCAAAGAUUCUGGCAAACUCCAACAACAAACUUCUACCAAGAAAGAGGGGCGCUCGAGCAAGCCACAUCGAAGCGAAAGCACCUCGAUCUCGACCUCACUCUCUCCCUAAAGACGAAUGUGAAGAAAGCGAAGACGACGGAUGACCAUGAGGAGGUCGACAGCAGCUUGUCGCUCUCGUUGUUUUCGCCCUCGAAGGAGGUGGUUGCGAGGAAGGAGCGAGAUGAGGUGGCUUCUUUAGAUCUGAGUUUGUGAAUGGGACAAUUUUCUGAGUGAGAUUUUUUUUCAAGAAGUUUGUUUGUUUCUUGAUUCUUGAAUUGUAUGCAGAGAUUAAAAAAAUAACUAUUUUAGUGUACAGAUUAAUUGUUCUCAUCUGAAUUGGACAGCUAAAAUUAAUCAAGAAAGUGUGUAAUCUUUGUGUUGGGAGAUGUGAGGGUAUUAAAGAAUUUGAGCAAUGUGCA
Molecule: messenger RNA, 1215 nt
Organism: Salvia splendens (bonfire salvia)
Lineage: Eukaryota; Viridiplantae; Streptophyta; Magnoliopsida; Lamiales; Lamiaceae
Product: two-component response regulator ARR2
Exons: 5
Coding region: 119-1009 (296 amino acids)
Molecular function (GO): DNA-binding transcription factor activity; DNA binding
Source: RefSeq, a predicted model, not a curated record